UUAUACCGUUGACGCUCAUCGGGAACGGUCGUGGUCGAAGGGUUGUUACGUUUGGAAGUUUAUAAUUUCCCCUCUGUUGUGUUAUUGAAGCGCAAAUCAUUGCGGUUUGAAGGAAGAUCAUGUAAACAACGUGCGAAGGACGACUACCGGUCGGUGGAUAUUCGUUGAAGGAAAAGAAGAGAUGUUAAUCGCUUUCGUCGAAACAAAACACGCUAUGCCCAGUAGUGAUUAGGAAUCCUGAAACAAUCCCGUGUGUGGUGUGGUGGCUUAUUAGUGGCAGUGACUAAGGGCAUUUCCUUGUACAGCGAGUGAUUAUCCUGGGUGGAAGCAUUUCGUUGUCAAAAAACACCUGACUCAUGGAGUCGUUAGGGCCCGAGAGAUGUAUAUGAAGUGUGAACGCACGUAUGCCCCGUGGUCCAUUAUGCCGAAUAUGGAGUGUAUCUAAGCGCCCGUGGAGAAGAAAGAACCGAAGAGUCGAAAAAAGCCGUUGAAACGCCAAACACCCGCCAAAGACGAGACAACAGGUCAAGUGGAUAAGUGUGAUGCGAAACAAACGAAAAGUGCAAAAUUGAUUGGUUUUUGUAUGGAAACUGACAGCUGCGUGGAAGAGUGUUGUGCUGUUUGUCUGUGACGUCACACGUUGUGUGCUUUUGAGGCGUUGCGUGCCCUCAGUUGAAUAGUUCUGCAAAAGGCGGGAAACAUGAUCAUGAUCGGUGAAGCCAAACAAGUAUCCUCUUAUCGAGAGUAGUGGGCCAGUUUUGAGCCGUAGAAAGUGAAGAUCGAUACUGGUGAUGAUGGAGGAACGCGUACGGUGCGUGUGUGGACGCUGAAACAAAAGAGCAUCGAUUUGUAGAGAUUUGAACGAGUGUGCUGUGUGAUGUGAACUGUCGCUCGGCGUUAGUUCCACGCCGCAGUGGACUUAACUUUCACUAAAAAUUUUGUCGUUUUUCAACAACCACCGCUACGACAAGUGGCGCGUGCAUUUGAGUCUGGGCCCGGUCUGGUCGUUUGUGUAUGAAUAAAUAAUUAAAUAGCCCGAAGAAAUCGAAGACCUCAGCGUGUGGUGUGCGGUGCGGAGUGCGGAGAGCUACGAACUCUCCGAGUUAUAAAAUUAGUGGAAAGUGUUUUGUGGUCCACACGAAAUAGUGAAGAGACCACGAUGUAAGGCCUCACACUCGAGCUCUCGAUCAGUCCACAAUCCAACGGGGGGCAGCAAAUAAAUUAAUUAAGGGAAGCGAAGAGCUCCCCGCUCCCAGGUGAUUUCGUAAUUACACAUGACUUGCCCCGAAGAAGCAUCGUUUGACCAAUGCAGUUGUUACCGUCAGGAUUGGAAACGGCCUGAAGCCGCGUGACCUGGCAGAAGUCGUGUACACAGACACACAGAGGACUGGGAUUAUCGAUUUUGUGCAAGAAGGCGCCGCGGCAGGUUCUGACAGCGAAGAAGACGAAGGAGGCUUGUACCUGCACACAACAGCUGAACUACCGAAAGCGGAACUAACAUAGGGGUUGGAGAGGGCUGGAGAAUUCUACACAUAACGAAUGUGGUUUUGCUGCGAGCUAUAGCUAGAUAAUAAUAGCCUGGUAUCAACAUGUACUUAGUACAGACUGUUCAGACGGCAUCGCCCUGGAGGCCCCAGUUGCCCCUACCAAAGGACAUAACCUUACACGUGCAGCAACAGCAACAGAAACGCGACAUGGACAAGGUACCGAAUAAGAGCAGCAAGGACUCCAAGGACAAAAAGUGGUCCAUUGGGAAUCUGUUCCGUCGGAAGCAGCAGCAGAAGAAGGAACUAGAGUACGACUCAAGUUCUGAGGAAGAUCGCAAAGCGGGAUUCAUACCGCUGAAGAGCAACAGAACACAAGCCGUGACACAGUCCGGCACACUGAAUGGGAAGAAUCGCAAGAAGCGAUCCAGCAAACUAGGAACGUUCGAUCACAUUGUAGUUAGUCAGAAUCAGGCCAAUAAUAGCUACGGAUUCAAGGAGAGUGAUAGCGUGAAUUCGAUAGAUAAGUACGUCGUUUCAAUGGGAACCAUUGAUAGAACAUCACGCACAGACCGAGGGAAGGUCAAAGAGGGUGAAGAGAGUGAUCAUGGGUCGCAGAGAUCGUCAUCUAUGACGAGAUUCAGAAGUGACGAUAGCUUGGGAAACCAAAGCGGUGGAUCGCACAGAAAAUCACGUUCGGCAAGAACCGAGCGAUACUUGAAGCGAAUGUCGAAGGACGAAGAAGGCAGUCCUGUUAAUCGAUGGCACACGCAGCCAAUAUCGCCAAGUAUGCUACACGGAAGCAUCCAGUCCGUUGACAAUGUUCACAAACGAGGUUACCCAGUUGGGACGCAUUCAAGUCUCAGAAACUCCUCUAGUCUUACUCAUGUGCCUCAUCACUUCCACCCACCUAAUCCAUACGCUCAGCAGCAGCAAGUCUUCCAGAUCAAUCCCUCUGCUACUUACGAAAACAGCUUUUACAUUCAGAGCAAAGCCAACUCCAUACGAGACUCUAUCCGAAGUCCUCCGCCUGUCCCUCCACGGGAUCCACAGCGUAGACUAACCAUUGGGCAUCCCAGUGAUGCUCGUCCUAUUUCCUACGCCUUCGAUCGCUAUCAGAUGAACGUUCAACAGAACGGAAACAUUUGGCAACCGAACGGCAAGUGCACCAGUGACGAUCGACUCUGGGGUUCAAACGUAACCCUUCAGCACCAACCGACAACCCCUCAAGGUUUUGUAAAUAUGCACGCCGUCACACCACCAAGACCAGCAUCCGUACAGCCGGAACCCACCCAAAAACGAUAUAUCUCUCGGCACCCGAUACAAUCCAAUCCCUCUCCUAACCAGGGCUACGUAAUCCUGCAUCACAACCACCAACACCAACAUCAUCACCAUCAGCCGCAGCCCCAGGUUCAACAACAGCCACAACCACAAGCUCACCAACAGAUAGCUAAACGGCCAACCGAGUACCGUUACGUCACGGACGUAACGCCUCGAUCGCGAAAGCCCAUUCAAAUACAGGAUCGCACCUUUGAACCCUACGAGCCAUCCCAACAGAUGCAGCAAACUACCCCAACCAGCACGCAACCAAUCUACGGCUCGACGGCUUACAUUCGGACGCGGCCCCUCAAGCAAGCCCCUGAAGAGGAAAGCCCCAAAACUCCCCAACAGUCUGCAUCCACAUUUUGGCGAAAGCUCGAAGAAGAUCAAAGCUCCAUUCACAGGCGGGGACGAGCUGCCGAUCGAAGGCAACAAGUCCCGGGCGUCAAUUCCCGCUCCGUGUCCAGUUCCCGUGCCCUGGAAGUAAUGAACCGUCGUAAUCACGAUCUGUCCAAGGAACUGAGCAAUCUUAUCUGCGACGACAAGCCUGACGACGAUCAGCACAACGUGAUCAACGGGCGGCUAUACCUUCGACAGGCACAGGAACCCCCGAAGGAAAAAUCACGUUCGCCACCGAAGAACAAAUACGAGGAAUACGUUGCCAAGACGAUUGCUCACUCGACCCAAGCGCCUGUUCCUACGUCAACCUAUCGGAGAUUCAGUGCGGAACGUGAUUCUCACACUCCCACCAAUAUGCACCAUGUCAGAAACCCUCCGCCUCCUCCUACACGAGGAAUAUCCAAGCGCAAUUCCUGCUCGGAAGAAGAACUAUCCAAGAAGCAAAAGAACGCCAACCUGGAAGAUGCCAUCAACGAACUGGAAGCCAUCUACAAGAGCCUUCGGCUCAGCGACGAAGACCUCCUCGAUCGCGCUGAACUGCGUGACGUUCCCACGCCCACCCUGUUUAACCGCCAACCAAUCAAACCGACUUCCGAUUAUGACGACGAGGACGAUAGUGGCGAUCGCCGUAAUUCCGAACCCAACAUCGAACUGGACGACCUCAACUUCCGCAGCCGAAAGCGAGCCAACGAGACCUUCAAGAAACUGGAAGUUCAACCACCAUUCGGAAUCCCAGUUGGCCCUAUCCCGCCAUCACCCAAUACGGAUUACCUAAGCGCCCAUCCGGCCAAACCCCACAAACCGCGAUUCAUCCCGAAACACUCGCCCGAUCUGGUCUCGGAUGAUCUGGCCUUCCGACAACUACGCCGUGACAAAGACCACCCACAGAACAUCGAUCGCCCUAGCUACGUGGCUUCAGAAACAAUCGAAGACAAGCCCGUCAACAGCAACAUCGUUGAGGACGUCAAGAAGAAACGCAACAGUCACAAGGCCACGACCAACUCACUGGCCUCCAACAUCUACAAUCUGAUCCAGCGGGAUGCCGCCAAACCAUCCGGUGGAAACCUGGAAGACUACUACCGAGUCGAACAGGUGUCCAAGACCAAACCGGAAGUCGAAGACGUCCCGUCGGAUGUUCUGGUUGUCCCCAAGCCCAAGAAGUCAGUGAAAAAAGCCGAUCAUCCGGUGACAUCCCGAACCUCCAAAAGUGGCUCUCCGAAGAUCACCGGAGGAGCGGUGUUCAAUCUUCCGUCGACGCUGAAGUCGAAAAAGGGAACAUCAACCGUGUCGGACAGUAGCAGUUCGCCAAGCACUCCGACACAGAAAACCCCUAAGAGCAACGGGGACGGCCCGGUUAUUGUGGGAGCGAAACACAAAGCCGAGUUUGAGGAUAUCUUGAAUGCCAUCGCUCAGGAAGCGAAGGACACCAGCGAGAAGUUGGGAAUGGAUUUGGCGGAGCUGCGCAAGGAGACGAAAUCGGUGUCCAGUGGGACGAGUCCCGAGACGAAACCGAAGAGUAAACCAAUUGCUCCGCAAAGCAGCAGGAAGUCGUCGAUCAAGGUGGAUGAGAACGAAAUCGAUGAGGUGGCCGAGGCGGCGAAGUAUUGCAGGGAGAUGUUGAAGAAUGUGGUUGAAGCGCCGAAGCAGUUGGAUGAGGAGAAGCUAGUCAAAGAGAUUGAGGACACGUCCAAUGCGGCGAUGUUGUGUCACGGAAUGAUCAAUCGGGUGAUGAUGGUGACGCAGCCAGUUGUGCAAGCACCGGAGAAAUCGGUGCUGUCGGGGUUGAUUCAGGAAUUGACGCCGAGAGUGGAUGGUGAGGAGACGUUCGAUAAAUUGUCCAGACGAUGCCAGGAGCAACUGGAAGAGCUUGAAGGGGUUGGAGAUGGAGAGAAGUCGACUAUUGAGAGGGAUUACGAGAGCCUGGUGGAGAGUAUCAAUCCGUUGGAAUCUGACUCGGAUAAGAAGAGUACAGAGGAGGAGAUCGAUUUGAUUAUGAAGGAGUGUGGAAUUGAAAGCGAUGUGCAGAUAACGAUAAAUUCAGUACCUCUGGAGAAUCAAGAGGAGGUUGUUGAGAGUAGAAAGUAUAGUAAAGAAUCCAGCUUGGAGCUGAGCGAUGUUCGCGGGUCUUCGUUGACUUCUACGGAUCCGAAAUCUUCGAGUGAGACGGAACAGUUCCCAAAGUCGUCGGAUAUUGCGACGUCUUGCAAUCUGCUCUCGUCGAGUGAUUGCUUCAAGUCCAACGGCAGUACUUCGUCCGCUGCCAGCUCGAUCGUAUCGGUACCGAUCGUGUCAGCAGUUGAUUCGACAUUGGUGGAGGUUAUUCCGGUUCCGGUAGGGGCAGCGUCUGGUGCGUCGCCUCCGUUGCGCCGUACGCCGUCGGAUGUCGAAUCGCAGUACAACUCUUCCGAAGAGCUGGCGAUGAUCUUCGGCAUCAAGAGUCCAACACCGACAGAUAACAAACCAUUCGUCAAUAGCGCCAUUCUAGAGCUGGAAAAGAAGCUUUCAUCCGCCACUGCCAACGUAAGCUGCCAAACGCAACAUAAUUCUAGUGUACAGGAACCUCAUCAAGUGCAACAAGCGAUCUAUCAACCGAACGAUCAUCACCAUCAAUCGCUCCAGCACUAUCAGCCACAUCAUCAGGUUUCCUUAGCUUUCCCAGCAAUACCCCAGGAGCCAUCAUCUAGCUCCAACCUCGCCAGUAUCCUACAGGUGCUUCGCGCGGAGCAGGAAUCCGACGCUUCCGCCUUUGAAAAGCGAUCUCCCCGCUGGGACGGCGGUCAUCACCCACGAUCGUCCAGUCUCGAUCGGAACAAAUCCCCUUCCUCCCUGCCGGGACCUCCCAAGUUCGCCGCGGUCAAUUUCCGCAAAGUUCAACGACAUCCACCGGUAUCCUAUCCGAAGAAACCUCUAGUCACUCAACGUUCGCUAGGAGGAUCUCCUCCCUCUCCGAACGUCGUCGGACACUGCUAUUCGCCCUCGUCUGGCAUUACCAAUUCCCAUCAUUACAACUAUAUCCAUCACCAAGUUCAGCAACAGCAGCAACCAACGCCGUCAGCGUUUGCCGUUGCCAGUAGUGGAGGCCUACAGCGGAGACCUCCAUCCCAGCAGAAGUCGGCCCUCAGAAGGCAUGACGCAUUCCUGAAAACCCGCUCCAAGACCAUCUCGGACUUUUUCGGUCCCGAAUCCACGCCCAUUAGCCGUCUGUUGAAUAUAAUAUGCCAAGAGAAGGAAGCGGAAAGAGCGAGAGCGAACAUGAGCAGUAGCAGCGGCAGUAGCAGUAGUAAACCCAGACCACCCGCCGGCCACAAAGGCGAUGGAGUCCUGUCGAAGAUUUCGGUGGCGCCGGCGACGAAUUCGACCGCCCUGUCGACGUCGUCGUCGUCCUCGGCCAGUUCCUCUUCGACGGCGAGUAACACCCGGGUGCUCAAGUCCCGCAAGGAGAACGUAAUCCCGGCGAUGACGACGACGACCGCCCAAAGCACGUCUCCGGCGAUCAACGCCGCCUCGACUGAAAUGUUUGUUGCCGCCAAGGACAUAGAUAGGAUAGCGAAAUAUAAAGCCGACCGGCGCAAACCCAUUUAUUUAAGGAACACUGUCCAAGAAAACGAAAAUGAAAGACUGGAUAAUAGAAAGAAAUCAACGUCUAGAUCAGCAACCAAUACUCCUUCGUCAAGUGCAAUUCAUAGUAAAUCUCAAUCAUCCACGCUACACCAUUCGAAAGCACCCGCCACGACCUCCGCCACCUCGAGCAGGCCAUGGCGAUCUACGGCAGCCGGUUCCUCCUCUACAUCUACUACCUCUGCUUCUGCUGCAACCGGGGCCGGCAGCAUUCCCGUAGCGAAUUCCCGUCCCCAAACGGCCACUGGAGGAUCCAGCUCGCUGCCACUGUCUCCAUUGCACCAUCCACAGCGUCAGCAGGCAGCACUCCAGCCUAGGAAACCUCGGGACCGCAGCAACGUCCGUGCGGCGAAAUCCGAGGAGAAACAGGUUGCUGCCCCUCCGCAGCAACAACAGGUCAAGCUGCCUCAGCAGCCCCAACAGCAGGCCCAACCGAUCCGAACAACCAGAUCUUCCAGACUUCGUGCCGCUGCUCUGGCUGGCGUCGGAACAGGCGUCGUUUCACCCAACGGCGAAGACGCCCACCAGCAGCAACGCUUGAAAGCUUCGGCGUUCGCAGCGCCAUCCAGUGUUCGGAUUCGGAAACUGCUUUCGCCGAACAAUAACAAUAUCAUCGGCCUUUCGAAUCGCAUCUCGCCAACGAUGAAUACCGGAAACCGAGCAGCAUUGACGUCGGCCAAAAUACGUGAUCCCGUGCCGAAACCGAGACUCGUUCCCACAAUAACUGCCGUCAGUAUGAAGCAGAAACUGAAGGAGACUACCGAAACCAUUCUCAAACUGGGGAACGCCGACAUUAAUCGCAACAGCAAAAAGGCGCCAAAGCCCAUCACCCUAACUAACCCUGCCUCCGAUAACGGAAAUGAUCUGCUGAAUGGGAAUACUCCCACUAACACCAAUAACAAUCCCGAACCCAUCCACACGACGACGAUAACAUCAAAAACGGCCAGUGGUGGGGAGGCUUUUUUGCAACGAAUCCCUUCUUCGACCACUGAACCGGGGGCCAACCAAGGGGAAGGGAUUCCGAUCCUGCAGCGACGACCUCCCCAACUUAAUUCCAUCAUCGAGUCCUACGGCAGCAGUCUGGAAUCUCCGCCGUCCCCAAGGAUGCGAACCUCCACCAUGAAGUCCGGAAUGAGAAAGCCCCUGGUGGGCCUCGAGAAGGACAUGGGUGGGCUGAGUCCGGUCAGGAGGAGCAACGGAACGGAAGGCGAGCGGGACAAGUCGGCCAGGAGGAAGUCGAACCUGAACCGGGCCCUGCACGAGGAAUCCACCGAGACACGACACUCGUCAUCGGAACGGCACCGCAACCGCAGCAAAUCCGGAAGUACCCCACUCUCCAGCCCGGAAAUCGUUGCUUCCAAACAGCCCAUCGCAACUUCCCCGCCGGCCAUCGUUGCCAACGGCAAUGCCAACAUCACCCGUACUCUUCCGGCUGUUCCGGCUGCAAGGACCGUGACGUCUCCCAGCAAACUGGUCCGGAAGGCGGAGAAAUCCAUCACACCCGAAGCCUCAACGGCACCGCUUUCUUCGUCGUCGUCCUCCUCAUCCUCCUCCACAACGGCGAUGACCGAGCUGGCGCCAAUCCCGACACAAUCCUCAAUCACGUCCGUAGCCACAACGGAAGCCACGGCUCCAAGUCCAGUGGCCUCGUCCUCCUCAACAACCCCAUCACCGGCCUUAUCGUUCGAAACGUCGGUGUCCAGAAUUUCGCCGUCACCGGUGCCCUCGGCAUCCCUGGCAACCUUCGUGGUGGAAUCGUCCAGCUCCAGUGGUACCUUGUCAGCCAGAGAGGACUUGCCACGUGAUAGCAGCAGUAGCAACACGGUAGAUAAUAGUAGAGUAGAUAGCAGAAUUUCCGCAGCAGAACCGCAGGAGGAAGCACUGCCGGAUUCGCCACUGCCCGUGGUGUCACAAUAUUCUAAAUUUAGCCAAAUGUUGAAAUCACCCACUUUGGAGAAGCACGAGGUAAGAGUACCGGCAAUAGUUCCUUCACCGCUGGCCAUGAAGGCGCCCCAAGAUGAAGUCGAAGAGGAACUGGAACGGGAGGUGUCGGAAGAAGUCCUCGAAGAAGUGCCAUUGAUGAGCGAGGAGCAAGAAACGGUGGAACGAGAGGAAGAAGUGGUGGAAGUGAUAUUGGACCAGAGUCAGGAAUUGAUGGUGCCUUUGGAUGUGGAAUUGGAAGAUGAGGUGCGUGCUCACGUGGAGGAGAUUGAUGUAGAUUUCAUGGAAGCAGGACCUUCUGGACUGUGUCCAAUUGUGCUUGCUAGCAAUGGAGUUCAGAAUACUGAUGAUGAUGAAGAGGAAGAAUUGGCCACUGAUAGGUUGUUCUUGAUGAGAGAAGUUAGGAGAAGUCGCUCUUCCUCGCCUCGACCAACUAAUCGUAUUCUAUUCGACGAUAAGUUCAACGAUGAGUUUGUCGUGAUCGAAAAUAGUCCCAAGAGUCAUUUUAUACAAUCACUGGACGAAACGGACAUCAUUGUGAUUGGGGACAACGACGAAGACUACCCACCGAGACCUGCCAGCAGUAACAGCGCUGUGAUGGGACCAUCUUACGAGAAGAAGCUAGUCAAGAUGAGCUCCGUGGAGCACUUUGAACACCUUCAUCAGCGCAAGAGUUGUUCCCCGCAGCGCAAGAAGAGCCUAUCACCCAUCAUUCGCGCCAAGAGCAUGGAAGAAAGUCAUCUGUCUUCGUCCAUAUCUCCCGCAUCGAACCAUAUCGUAUCGAUUCUAAAACGCAAAACUGUUGAAUCCAACAGUUCUGCUUCGAGCAAUACCUCGCCGGUAACAUUUUCACCAAGUGUCGUAGACACGCCCAUCCGAUCGAACCGCCGACAAGGUAUCCUCAAGAAACGCUGCUCGCUGGACGAAAGCAGAUAUAGUCGCAGUCACUCACCGGAUGAUCGGAGCAUUUUGGUCAAGCAUACCCGUCGAAACAGUUUCGAGGACGGCACCCAGCACGGUAUACUGAAGCAGAAAUCCUACGAAUCCAAAGAGGACGUAUCCACCGCUGGCGGUGGCGGCAGCGGAAGCUCAACCGCCGUCAACAGCGUCGUCUCUCACGGAAUCCUCAAGAAGAAAACCGACAGCUCCUCUACCUCCACUCCCAACGAACAGCCGAAGCACGUGUCGAUCUCGCAAGCCGUGAUCCUCGCCGCCGCCGAAAUCUGCCAGGACAUGCUCCUCGAUCAUGAACACGAUCACGAAAUCCGUCCCAUCCUCAAGUCCGACAGUCAACCACUGCCCACGCCGAAACCCAUUCUCAAGAAGAAAUACUCAUCGGAAUCGGAGGAAAUCCGGCCCAUCCUGAAGUCCUCCCGCAAGAGCAGCCGCGAAGAGCACUCCGAUUCGGAGGAACUGAAACGGUCCAUCCUGAAAACGGACUCCCCCGCUAAGCGGCGCUCGUUCGGUGAUCGUGAUCCGGACCCCAACGGAGCCAUGAUUCGAAGCCGCUCGUUGGAACAUCCAGAUCCGGUGCAGACUGGUCCAAUCGUUCCCCAAAUCCAGAACAUCGAAAAACCGAUUAUCUCCGUUGCGGAGCGAAUCAAGCACAUGGAAAAGUUCCUUUCGUCACCGACGGGAAAUGGAAGUGCCGGUGCCAGCAGCACCAGUAGCGGAGCAAGCCCUUCAGCAGGUUCCGGUUCCGGUGCGGUACCCAAGCGAAGUACGGCCAGCUCAAGGCGGGAGACGUUCCGCUUCAAAACGCAACCGGUCACGUCGUCUGAAAUUAGCGGUGUACAACAGCAGCAACAAGUUGAUCACCGAUCGGUUGAAAAUCCGGAAGAAUCGAUCUCGGGAGAAGAAUCUAGCAGUUUGGUGCAAGCCGAAGAAGAAGCCGUGAUUUGUGAUAGUGUAGAACCCCUCUGUCGGCGUGGUUCUUUGGAGUCCUUGAUCUGUAAGGAGAAACUCCACUCGGAGGACAAGAGUUUGGAACUCCUGUCGCCGACCUUCCCUCACACAGAAUCCAACUCGCAUUCGUUCAGCGGUGAGUUCAACCUUGCUUCGCUCAGCUCGGACAGUGGAAUACAGUUUGGCCGCGGGACGGAAGAAACGUCCGGAGCUGACUAUGUGUCCUCAGUGAAAACCAGUGACAGUGACAAGUCCCCAUCGAAGAAAACCAUCGACGACGACCUGAACGAACUCGACGAGGAGGAAGACGACGUCGUCGGCGGUGAAGAACAUCUGCAGAUAAUCGAAGAGACUGAAGGACAGAAGCGCCUUUUGCUGAGUCCAUCCAGUGCUGCUGCUGCGGCAGUUGCCCAAAAUCGAAGACGUUCCGGUUCGUCCAGUUGUUCUAGUUCUAGUGAUUUGAGUGAUCGAGAAGUGGAACGAAUGUACGCGGCAACAACGGUGAGUGGUUCCCAGCCGGAUGACGAUCAAUCGUCCGGGCUACGUCGGUCCAAUAGCGUACGGGCGCGGGCCAAUAUGUUCCAACAGAUGGAAAGCCGGAUGAAGGAGAACGAGAAUCCGGCGGCACUUCCGCGAGGCAGACGAGUGAUGCCAACCGGAGCAGCUCCCACCCAGUUCGCAACGCAAACAAUCUCCCCAACGGACAUCGAAAGAAACAUCCACAACAGCAACGCAAACACAACUAGCAAUCUCAUCACCAGCAACCUCCACAGCAACAGUAACAACAUUUCCGAUGAUUCCGGCACCGAGUUUGAUCAAAUAACUAGUCCUCGUAAAUCUCCAUUUGCCUAUCUACCGCCCUCGGGUCAGCAGCCGUUACCGUUUGUAGCUGAUCUGAAAAAGGGCAUCCUCAAGUCAAAGUCCGGCGGCAUUGGGCUGUUUCCGGCCGAUCUCAACUCCGAACUGAAAUCUCGACUGCGCAAAUCUACCCACUCUUCGGUGAGCAAUCUGAAGAAAUCCACUACCGUUUCGAACAUCGAAUGUGAUGCGGCCGCGUUGCCAUCGGCUGCCGGUGUCGGUUCCUCGUCCGAGUCCGACGAAGACGACGGUGUCGCGCCCGGUAAGAAUCUCGCGAAAAUGUUACGUAACGUGUCGAAUACGGCCGCGUCCACCGGAGGUUAUGUUCCGCCCGGUGGGGUCGCGUUGUUUCCGCCGGUUCCGCCCAGUUCGUUCGUUCCGUUGAAGAAAAGUGAUCUCGUCGCGUCCGGAAGUGGUGCCACCAGCGAUGGGGAGCAGCACUCGGUCUCCUCGAGCGGUGGCCGCGGCAACGUGGACUCGAUCCUGAAGAACCCGGCUGUGGCCAGAAGACGACGGCAGAAUGAAGGCUACAAGCAGCAACUGGUGAAGAGCAAGAGCCAAUCGGAGCUCACCACCUUCAUUCCGGCGUCGGCCAUCAUCUAUCACAACACGGCGAAACCAUUCAGCGGAGUCGGCCCGGUUGGCGUCGGCGUCGGCGGAAAUGAUCCUCUGAGCUACGGUGGUUCCAAGGACCAAAGGGCCGGUUUCCUGAAUCAAUCCACGACCACCACCGCCAUCGGAGGAGGGGAAGGCGGCGCAAAUCUGUCGAAUCAGCAACAGCAGCACUACCCGGUGCCUCCCGGUUUCAUCGGAUUGCGGCGCUGCCUGACGGAAGAGAUGCGCCCGGAUCAGGACUCGAUGGUGAAGAGCGUCUCGAUCGCCGAACGGUUGGCGGCACUGCAGAAAAGCGGCGAAGAUGACUGGCGCAAGCGAAUUGCCAAGAAGGAUGUCACCGACGAUGUCCGGCGGGAGAACUUAGUCAAUAAUGCCAUCCUUGUUGCCAAAUCGCUCGAGAGUCCGGUGAAGAAUAGCACACCGCGCCCGUUCAGUCGGCCAGCGGACGUCGAAGGCGGAAACAUUUCCGACCGGCUCGGAAAAAUCAAAACGUCUUCGGAAAACUGGAAGAACCGUGUCGAACUCUCGGAUGCCACCAACUUCACCGUAGCGGGCCGUAUGCCCGCCGCCAGGUCGCCCAAGUUGCCGUUCAUCAAAUCCGACUCGAAGCAGUCGCCACCGAUGAGCGCGUUCCGCAGUGUGAACCCGCCUCAGCUGGGCCUUGCCAAGAGUCCCUCGAUGAUGGUGUCUUCGGUGACCACCACGUCGACGCUGUACUCUCCCUCCACCCCCGGCGGACCACUUCAGAAUGGGGCACCAUCAGCAGUGGCCGCCCUGGCCGCCGUCGGCCAGCAACUAUCUAGUCAACUCAGUCAGCACAGAGCAGGAAUGGACAGUAUGAUGAAGCGUAGCAUUAGUGUUCCCGGAGUGCCCUCGUCCGGCGUCUACGGGGAAGCCGGUGGGGAUCUCAAGUCCCACGCUGCCGGUGGUUCAAAGGUUUCAAUCCCAAAGCUGGACGACGAAAGCUUUGGCAACUUUUUCACCAAAGUCGAGAAAACCGUAGCAGCUACAAUGUUCACCACCACCAAGACCAGUAGUAGCAGCAGUUCGUCGGCGGAGGUCGUCAUCGGAGAUUUCGACACGCUCAAAGUGGACAGCCAACGUUUGACGCAGAAGAAAGUUGUCCAGGGACCAAGACGUCGCGGUGCCAUGUCGAAGAACCCACUCAAGAAGCUGGCCGCCCGGGACGAUCUGCAGACCGAGUACACCGAGAUCAAAACAGGUAUCGCCGAUAAAGAGUUGAAGAGACUCAAACUAGAAUCAAUCGCCAAAACUAGCAAUCUGGCCAUCGAAGCGCUUGCUGGCUUGGCUUCCGUGGAGGACUUUAAAUCGGUCGCACUAAAAUCUAGCAGUCUGCCUCUGAACCAAAGUUUCGUUCCGUACAAACCAUUGAUGUUGUUGCAUGUCAAGGGCCGCCGGCACGUCCAGACCAGGUUAGUGGAACCGGUUGCGCGGUCGAUCAACCGAGGUGACUGCUUCGUGCUGGUCACCGCCGAUCGACUGUUCGCUUUCAUGGGUCAGUUUGCAAAUGUGAUCGAGCGAUCGCGGGCCAAGGAGAUAUGCGACGUGAUCGUCCGGGAUAAGGAUCUGGGUUGCGGUGCUGCUACUGCAACGGUGAUCAAUGACGGCAAAUUCUGCAGCGAACGACAGCUGCGAGAGUUUUGGAAACUACUUGGACGUGGUCAGGAGGAUCAAAAAGCGGAAGUCUGCGAUGCUGGUCACGCCGAUGAAGAUGAGCUUAUUGAGAGCUGUCUGAUUGAAACGAACAAGGUUUACGAAUUCGAGGAUGAUGGGUUGAUUCCAUUGGAAGAGUACUGGGGUGCUGCGCCUAAGAUUGCCAUGCUGGACAGCAAGAAAAUCUUGAUCUUCGAUUUCGGUAGCGAGUUGUACAUUUGGAAUGGAAAGAAUGCCUCCAGCGAAGACAAGAGGGCUGCUAUCAAGCUAGCUCAGGAGUUGUACUCGCAAGAGUACACUUAUGACAUGUGCCAGUUAAAUCCGAUCAAUUUCACGGAAUUAAGCGGAGAUAGACAGAGAGAUGCCAGGCGAGUACCGAAGAGUGGUUCGAUUCGCCCGGAAUGGUGCUUGAUAGCGAAGGUUACUCAGCACAUGGAAACGACCCUGUUCCGACAGAAGUUUAUCGAUUGGCCAGAUAUUACCGUGCAAUUGAAGGAUGAUGGCUUUAAUUUGGGAGAUACUCCUAGUUUGGAGAUUAAGCCUGUUGACGGAGAAAUGUUGUUCAAAGGACAACCUUACGAGGAACCGAAUUUGGUGCUGGAAAAUUCUAGUUUGGGACGAGGAAACUUCUACUACGAUACUAAUACGAUGCGUCACUUUGACGUACUCACGAUCUCAGUGACACAGUGGGAGAUUGACGAAUAUGAGUAUAAGGUUAUCGAAGGACCUUCAUGUGGACAUUUCUACUCAGACGAGAGUUAUACGGUUCGUUGGAUGUACCAAGUGAGCGUUACCGUGCGCGAGCUUAGCGGAAAAGUCUCAAAUCGAAGCACCGUUGUUGGACGUGACCGUUGCGCCUAUUUCUGCUGGCACGGAAAGGACGCUCCGGCUAAUGAAAAAGGCGCGGCUGCUCUUCUUACUGUAGAGCUGGACAAGGAGAAAGGUGCUCAAGUUCGCGUCGCCCAAGGUCAGGAGUCAUCUGCAUUCAUUCGCCUGUUCAAGAUAAUGUUCAUUCACAAGAGCAAGAAGACUCCUCGUAAUGCUUGGCGCUUGUACAUAAUCACUGGUAACUAUCCGGAAGAAACCGUGUGCACUGAAGUUAUUUGCCAUGAACGCCAAUUACGCUCUCGUGCUACAAUGGUGCUGAUCAAUGGCGAAAAGGGUCGCGUGAUUCUCUGGAACGGGUGCAAAGCUGUGCCUCACGCUAGAGAGGUAGGUCAGAACGUACUGAAUGCCAUCAUCCAGAACAGAUAUACCGAGCUGUUCGAUGAAAGUCUCUCAUCUGUAAGUUCGAAAACUCUUGAAGAAGGACAGGAAACUCAUGAAUUCUUUGAAGCUGUCGAUGGAAGCGAAAACCGUCACUCGUACCACUCGUUGCUUGGCUCAAAUCAGGACUUUGGUUACACACCGCGAAUUUUCAACCUGACCAGUAUCAAUAAUGGUAAUUUUGAAGCUACGGAGUUGCAAUACAAUUUGCGGUGCAAAGACCUUGCGUCACCGUAUCCUUUCCGACAGGACGAUCUGUACAAAGCUCGUCAACCGACGAUAUUCAUGAUCGACAACGGUCACAUACUGUGGCUCUGGCAAGGCUGGUGGCCAACUGAGGACGGUGCCGGAAGCGAUAGUGGCAGCAAUAGCGGUAGCGAUAACCACAGCAGCUUCGACAGUAACCGCUCCGGUGAGAAUCGAUGGCAAAGCGAACGUCGAGUGGCGAUGGAGACGGCCGUAGCGUACUGGAAGGCAAAACAGGCGAAGCUUGGCAAAGGCACGGUCGUCGAAGAACCGUCGAAAAAGAUUUGCAACGGAAACGAAAAGCAUGCGCAUCUGCCGGACGAGAACGGUAACGGUGCCAUCGAUGAGGUGGACAUUACUGGACAAUCCACUGCCAACACGGGUACUGCCAGCGACGGAACCGAUGUCUGUGAUAAUGAUACUGGUGGUGACCGUGAUGCCGUUGUUGGGAAUGGUGCGAAAACAGCUGAAGCGCAGCAGUGGGAUGAGUGGAGAACACAGAGUGAAAUCAACGGCUACGUGGUUUGGGCCGGAUUGGAACCGCUGGAGUUCAUCGCCAUGUUUCCCGACUGGGAACAGCGAGACGACGUUGCAGAAAUUAACGUACAGGAUGGCCGUAAAUCUGCCCCGCAGCCAAUAGCCAGCAGUCUGUCGCUUCUGUCGCGCAAGGAGUAUCCCCUGUCGGUGCUGCUGGAACGUCCGCUACCCGAGGGAGUCGACCCGACCAAGCUGGAGCUGUACCUCCACGAGCAGGACUAUCCGGAGGGGCUGGGUCUCACCAAGGCCGAGUUCGAUCAGCUGCCAGCCUGGAAGCAAACGAAGCUCAAAAAGGAGCGGGGUUUGUUCUAGGAAAGCCAACGAACACGACCAUCUACUGCUCUUCACAACACUACUCGGCUGAUUACCAACCACUAAUCUCCCACUCAAGUCCUCCCUUCCCUUGUCCAUGUUUUUGAUUUGAUGUUCUGCAAGAAAGGCUAAAUAGCAAAAUUUUCGUUUGUUUUACCGGAUGUUUUAUGUGUCUUAUAUUUUGAAAAUCGACUGUCGAUAUGUUUUAUCUGUCUGAGUUCAAGCGACAGCCGACAUAAUAAUUGUAUUUUUUGGUUUUCUCUAGUUGUUCAAAUUUUAUUCUACAGUUAUUUUCUUGUUUUUGUUAUUAUGCUUUUUGUUUUCAAUUUCCAAUCAACGUUUUACACCUUUUGGAGGGGCGCUCCAGUUAUUUUCUACUUGAAUGUUGUUUUUAAUUAAUGUAUCAAACCAUAGGUGGCGCCACUCCAGUUUUCUGAAAUAUAAAUUAAAAAUAAGGUGGAAACCGUUAUUCUCUUAUUUGUAAACAACGAAAUUGUGCAUAAUAAACGUUUUCACAGCAACCGAAAACUUGACCUCCGACUGUGUGGAGAUUUCCGCAAUUUUUUAAUCGAAGAUUUCAGCUGCCCUCUAUGUUUUAAAUUCAAAACUAAAAGUUCGAUGAAACGGUGUGUGGAACCAACUCAAGCGUACGAGAUUGCUUUAAACGACUUUAAAUAGGAAUAAAACUGUAAUAGCAGCGCUGACGAUUUCAUACUUCAAAAGGAAACACGAACUAAGUUUUUACACUCACAUAAAAGUAAUACAUGUAUGAAUACCAUUUCGCCAUUUGCCAAAAUUUAUGUAAAAAUGUAAUUUUAUUAACCUUAGUAAGCUUGAAUCGCGCAUAUACAUAUGUUUUUAUUUAACUAAGUAGCAGCCUAAAGUAAUAAAAAAUUAGCUCUGUCUCGCUUUUUUGCCCUGCAGGUUUAUGUAGAAAUGUGUGCUAUCUUCUUUAAAUUAUUUUAACUUAGAAUGUUUAGAAACAUGGAAAAAGGCAAAAAGCAGAAUCCCCCUUCUCUCUUGGCAGUGAUAGUAUGUUUCUUAAGGCGCUUAUUAUUAUUAUCAUUAUUUGGGUAGAAUCCCGCGUUAAUGUGUUUAGGAUACCAUACGUAGCUUUUAGGUGGAUCGGUCUUCAAUGAAGCGAACAAAAGUCACAACCAGAAGAGUUGAACAAUCGUAGAGGAAGAAGAAAGUACUUAAAAGAACUGAACUCUGCUCGACGGCGACGGUGGCGCCAAGCAAGCACGGCAAAACCACUUCCCCAUUUUUUUCGGAGGGAAGAUGUAUUUUGUAAAACGCGUUUUAUGCCUGUUUGUGCGAGUGUGCGUGUGCGUGACGUGACGUGACGUGCUAUUUGUAGUGAAACAGUAACUCUGUGUUCCAUAUUUACCUAUAUCAUAUUCAAAAGAAGCCCACACAACGCAUCAACGCAAACGUUCAGAAAAAAUCGCCAACGCUAAAAAUAAUUAUAAAAACAAAUUUUUCUUGUGUGCUACUAAAAUAGGACUAAUUGCGAAAAAAUCGACCGAAACCAAGAAAAAUCACAAUCACUAAAAUGCCAGCCUCAUUGAGUAUAAUAUUACUAUAUACAUAUACAUGAAACAGAAAUAAUAAUCGACUAAAAAACCUUACAACAGCCGAACAUUUAUCACCACCACGUACACUUUACAAACCACAAAAAAACACACAUUUGAAGGUAUACACCUAAGUCAAUAUACACCCAUUACACGAAACGCGCAUAUAAGCAGCAAAACAUUUAAUAGUCAUCAUUUGAUCAAACCGAAGAAGUGAAGAAGACAUAUUGGAUUUGUAGAGCUCCGUGUGCACGAAUGAAACCAAUCAAACGAACAUUACAAAUGUCUACUCACCGGAGCUAGAUUUUGAAAACCGAAAGAGAAACUGCAGUGUAUUGCGAAGAAUAAAAAAGAUGAAAACUUUUUACCAAUUAAA
Molecule: messenger RNA, 18125 nt
Organism: Aedes aegypti (yellow fever mosquito)
Lineage: Eukaryota; Metazoa; Arthropoda; Insecta; Diptera; Culicidae
Gene: Svil
Product: supervillin
Exons: 15
Coding region: 1590-16175 (4861 amino acids)
Biological process (GO): actin filament severing; cytoskeleton organization; actin polymerization or depolymerization
Cellular component (GO): cytoplasm; actin cytoskeleton
Molecular function (GO): phosphatidylinositol-4,5-bisphosphate binding; actin filament binding
Source: RefSeq, a predicted model, not a curated record